Molecule: messenger RNA, 1034 nt
Organism: Solanum lycopersicum (tomato)
Lineage: Eukaryota; Viridiplantae; Streptophyta; Magnoliopsida; Solanales; Solanaceae
Product: alpha carbonic anhydrase 7-like
Biological process (GO): one-carbon metabolic process
Molecular function (GO): carbonate dehydratase activity; zinc ion binding
Source: RefSeq, a predicted model, not a curated record
ACCCUCUUAUUAUUAAUUUGUUACAUUUUCUUCAUCUUCAAGAAAGAAAAAAAAAAGGUAGCAAUAAUUCUAAUUAUGAAGCAACAAAGAUAUUUAUCUAUUUUAUUCAUUAUCAUCUUCUUCUCCACUACAUUCAUUAAAGCUCAAGAAGUUGAGGAUGAGAGGGAGUUUGAUUAUGGUGAAAAAAGUGAAAAAGGUCCAAAAAUGUGGGGAAAAUUGAAGAAAGAAUGGGAAGCUUGUAAUAAUGGAGAAAUGCAAUCUCCUAUUGAUAUGUCACAUGAAAGAGUUAGAAUUAUUCAAAAGCCAGAUAAAAGGCAUUAUAAGCUAUGCAAUGCUACCGUUAAGAAUAGAGGACAUGAUAUUUCGUUACAAUGGCAUGGUGAUGCUGGAUCUGUUACAAUAAAUGGCACAAAUUAUCCUCUGCAACAAGCUCAUUGGCACUCUCCUUCUGAACACACCGUAAACGGCAGAAGGUAUGACAUGGAAAUGCACAUGGUACACUUAAACGAAAAUGCAACAAAUAAAAUUGUUGUGAUUGGAGUUCUCUACAAAAUUGGUAAACCUGAUCGAUUUCUCUCGAAGUUGAUAAGAAAUAUAUCGUCUAUGAUCGAUAAAAAAGAUGAAGUGAAAAAUGCUGGUAUGAUUGAUCCAAGAGAAAUCAAGAUUGGUAGUAGAAAAUAUUAUAGAUAUAUGGGUUCACUUACUGUUCCUCCUUGCACUGAAGGAGUCAUUUGGACAAUUAAAAAAAAGGUGAGGACUGUUUCAAGAGCACAAGUCAAAAUGCUUAGAGAAGCAGUUCAUGAUUAUGCUGAAAAGAAUGGAAGGCCAUUGCAACCAAAAAACAAGAGACCAAUUUAUCUUAUGGCACCAGAUGAUACUGCUUGAGAUUAUUCUAUUCAUAAUAUUUAUAUUUGUUACAAAAGAUUUUUGUUUUCUUGAUUGUUGUUAUUCUUUUAAUCAGCAAAGUGAUUGUUGUGUAAAAAAAACAAACAAGAAAAUUGCAUAAUAUAUAGACUUCUUUUUUCUCCUUCUUA